ACCGGAAAUACAUUUGCGUUCUGUCACGGAUACAUCGAUCACGUGAUUUUGUGACGGUUUCAGCUCGUUUCAUUUCAGAGACACUUCACGUGAUGUUAUAUCAUCAUCAGAUCGAUACCUCGCCAUGGUUUCAUACACUUACAGUUGCAAAGAAAACCAACGUUGGUAAACAGCUUGUAAAGAAAUGGUUGACUUUGAGAGCUUAAUACUAGCGCGUUCAAAAGUUAUUCACAAUAUUUUAGGCAGUGAAGGUUCUGAUAGUGGGAUCAUGAGCGACUGUGACACCGAAUCUGUCGAAGAAGAAGAAGACCACUGCAGGACACUGGAGGACGUUAUGAGGUACUAGACAGUGACCAGACGGUGUAUUUGUGACUUCUUGAGCAAUCUGACUAAGACAAGGUGUACCAUGAUGUACAUUCAGCUUAGCGAUGGCAAAGAACCGACAAAAUUGCAAUUAAUAUUCAUUUUCGACUUAAGCCUAUCUAUUAAGAAGCUUUGCAUCGAUCUUCCAGGGAUCUUACAGUACUUAUUCUUGAUACAAUGCACGUAACCUUGCGUUUUUUGACCGUUGUUGCUGACAAACACAAAGGCUUCAUUCUAGGUCUUGUUUCAUUCGUUUCUUUCAAGAUCUUUAGUCUGGCGCAAAGGAAUCCGGUACAUGUACAACACUCUUCGUAACCUUUGUACGUGACCCUUGAUUGCUAGUUGCUAAAACUUCUCAGAUUUUUUCAGCAAUAAUCGUUAGUAGUACCAUACUCGUAAAGCUAAGUCAACUUUCUCUGAGGUGGAACCUGGAAAAGGUGUUCAUUUUUUAUGUUUGCUUUUACGCUGUGGCUAUAUGGCCGGUAACCGGUCAAGGUUUUCAAAACACUAAAUGGUCAGCAGUCCUAUGAUUCUAGCUAAUCUUAACUAUCAUAUGUCGAUUAAGACAGGUCAAGCGAUCCUGAAAUGCUCUAUAGAUCUCAAGUCUAGUGUUUGGUUUAUGCUGGGCUCAGAAGACAAAACCGUGUUUUGUGACGCUUAAGCUCGACCGCCGGUCAAGGUUUUCAAAACACUAAAUGGCCGGCAGUCCCAUAUUCUCAGUAAAUUUCACGAAUCAAAAAAAUUCAGCCGUUCUGUGUGGGUGGAUCUUGCAACGUCUUAAGCUACAGUAAAACAGGCAACAAAAACAGGGUUGUCAGAAAGUUUUGUCGUACACGCUGAGUUGUCAACGUAAGUGGCCAGUCCAGGGAUAAUUUAUUUAAAAAACGCCAUCCAUAAAGAAAUGCCAAGCAGAGUAACUGGCUUAUACUAACCAAGUAGGUGGCAUUUUUCGCCAUUAGCCAGCUACUUUUGACAACCCUGCAAAAAUGUGCAAGUUAUUUUGUGACAUUCCUGCAAAAUGAGUUGAAAAACUGUGUUGCACAUUAUUUUUACCACCCAGUUUAAAACCUGUCUUGCAACAAACCAGGUUGUUGCAAGUUGCUUGAAUACUGACCUCUUAUUUGUUAAAAACAGGAGUCACACCAUACACAGGAUUUAUGUCACUUGCUACAAUUCAAGUUUGCCUUGGGCUGGAAAACUGUGUAACAUGUACAGAUUUUGUUGCAAAAAGGAGGUCUACUUCCUGCAACACCUUUUUGCAACCUGCAACAGCCUGAUUUGUUGCAAGGCAGGUUUGAUUGUGGGUGGUAAAAUGCGCAGUAUUGCUGUUCAACUCGUUUUGCAGCAUUAUGUCGCAAAACAACUCGCACAUUUUUGUUGCCGAUUUUACCGUAGCUUUAGAAGUUUGAAUUUAUGCAUCGAGAAGCUGAGGAAGAAUGAUUUCAUUUGGUUAUGACACUAAUCUUCGCACGUGCUGCAGGGAAGUUUUUCGUAGAUUUCAUGAGAAAUAAUUGCGUUAUGAAAGUUUCCUCAUAAGUUAAAACUUGAGCAAUGUUGAUCUGUUGAUGAACUACUUCAGGGCAUUGAACAGGUCCAUAAAAAAGUUCUGAUUCUUCAGGGCUUUGUGGUGGAUAGAUCAUGCAAUUCAUUGCGCCUUUCAUUUUUUGCAAAGUCUGAUAUUUCAAAUCAAACUGUUUGCUGAUUAGGUCCUUUCCCUUUUUUAUCUUUUAAGAGUUUUUAUAACUUUCUCCUGAAAUUAAGAUAACAACAUCAAUCCGUGAAGUAUAAGGAAAGAACAGACUUUGGUCACGUGGAAAUUCAUGCAUACUGCUUUGAGCAUGCACUAUGAUUUAAACAAAAUUUACUUCCCAUGUUAAACUUGAUAAUGUUGUAUAAAGUAAAGAAUUGGUUCAUACUUAAGGGUUGUGUAAUCAUGUUUUGUUAGAGAAAGUUGUUGUUACUCUGUUGAAUUUGUCGUUUGACUCGGCCGCCAUUUUGAGAAUUUAUUUCCAGGAUGUGUGCUUACAAUGUACAUCAUCUUUCACAUUCCUGGCAGGCAAUCACAUGCCCAAGUGAAACUUACUGAAAUAAAAUGGCAUCCAGUGAUGGAAAUGAAUGUGAAAAAAUAUAAUAGAGCAGUGUUCACAGGGCAUAGUUACAAUCUGCUGCAAGACCAUGUCUGUUAAACUUGGUCAAAUUUACAGUUAUUAUAGAGGGAUGUUUGUGAGGAAAACAAGUGUGCAAUUUACAACUUGGAGGCGACCUACAUGUAAAGAAUUGCCACACAGAGGCAGCUUAAGGUUGACAGAAAAGACAACCUUGUGAUACACCUGCCACUUUUUUUUAAUUCAAAGGCACAAGACCCUUUGUCCUGAGGUUUUGUUUAGGACCUACUUUUAUGCAAAGGUGUGCAAAGAUUUCCUUGGGUGUUACGACAUUUUUACAAAAUAAUACAGCUAAAGCAAGUUGGCAGGUAUACCUUGCAUUAUAUUAUUAGAGGAGCCAUAUCAAUUUUGACAGAAACUAAAAAAAUUGCUUCCUUUGCAGGAAUUUUAUUUUGAAAAGUGUUGAAAACGUACCUGCUCAUAAUUUAGCAAACUUGCAAUGAUUAUGUACAGUAUACUGACAGUAUUAUAAUCAUACUUGCACAUUGUAAAAUAACAUUAAAAGAAUUCCUGUGACAUUGCUCCUUACAAAUAUGUACACUUAAUUGUAGUCAUUUUAAAACUGAGAGAAGUUGAACUAAAUCUUUUUUCUUUAGGGACAUCAUGGUAAAACAGAAUGAAGUCCACUGGAGCAGACAUCCCAGUGGUUUACCUUGUGAAAGAAUAGUAUCACCUGGGAAAAGAUACUAUGUACAAGCAACAGGACCUGAUGAAGGAAUUAAAAACAUCACAUUAGAACCUCUGUCACCUGGUAAAAAAUCAGAUAAAAAUCAGAAAAACAAAACCUUUAAGGGUUGUGAACCAUUUGGUGGAUGGACUGAGCGCCACUAUAGGGCUUAUGGCAUUGGAACUUCUUUGUAUGACUGUGAUCCAGUCACCAAUCAUACGUCUGGGGAUCCAGUGGCUGAUGUCUAUGCAGUGGUUGCUGGAGAAAACAGUUGCAUUUUAGCAUUAGCUGAUGGUGUGAACUGGGGAGAAAAGUCAAGACUUGCGGCACGCUGUGCUAUAGCAGGCUGUCUACAGUACCUAAGUAUUCACCUGUCCAAAGCAAGCACAACCCAAGACAUCAUGAGGUCUCUUUUUAAAGCAUUUGAACAUGCACAGCAGUGUAUUUUGGAAAAAAAUGCAACAAUGACUACAUUAUGUGUAGCUGUGGUCUGUCAGCUUGAGGCUAGCAACAGAUGGGGUCUGUGUGUUGUCAAUGUUGGAGACACCCUUGCAUUUACCUACAAAAAGAGUAAAGGAGUUCAAGAAGUGACUAUUGGCUCUCAUUUUGAAACUGUGGAAAGAGAUAUGCGUUGCCCAGGAGGAUCUCUUGGACCAGUAGAUGGAUACAACCCAGAUUUGAGUAAUUUGACAUUCUCAUUGACAUUUCUUGAUCAAGGGGACAUCGUUUUCCUCACAAGUGAUGGUGUCUCAGACAAUUUUGAUCCUGUAAUUGCAAAAUGCAAACACUGUGUGAGUCCUACAAUGAAACGAGCCAGCAGUCUAGAUUCAAUGCUAGAGGUCAUUUCGAACAGCGAAAAAGGAGAAGACAUUGAAGGCAUGACCUCUGUGAACUUCAGUAGUAAAAGUGAUGAUGAUAUUCAUUGUGCUCAAAUGUUUGAUGUUCCUGUUGUAAGACAUAAGAAGAUGCUGGAUACCAUGACUGAGGUACACUUGAUGAUAAUUAAUAAUUUGUGAUAUUUAAAAAAACUAUUUAUUCAAAUUCAUCCUCACACUCAUGAGCCUAUUUAUCUAAGGGUUAUGGCCAGUAAAUCUAAAGGGCUGUAUAUUUUAUACUUUGAAAAAAAAGCAGACAUUGUAUAAAGAUUUGAUUUAUUUGUAAAUUUUUACUACCACAACUGGUUUUCAGUUCAUGUUGGUGAUAUACAAAGUUGAAAUAUACAGUAAGUGUACAGUGUGGCCGUAGCUUUACAUGUAUGUACUUGGCUGUAUCUAUUAUAUGCCCAGGGUGCAAAGAAAAACAUUUUUACAGCUUGCCAUUUGGGCAAGAUGAAGCUAGCAUUUACCAGCCCAGACGUCAUUUCAACUAGCCCCAAAAACGUUUUGUUCUUUUGUUAUUCAAACUCCUCAUAAAACAUCACUUGCCCGUUGGGCAAGUUAAAAACAGAAUUCACUAGCCCUGAUAGCAAAAUCCACUAGCCCCGGGCUAUCGGACACUACUUUCUUUGCACGCUGUAUGCCUGAAACUUUUGAGUCCACUUUCCCUUAAAACAAAAGGCAGUAAGAAAUCAACGCAAUGGCUUGUCCACUGAAAUGCACAUAUAUGAUUACACAUGCUCUGAAACCUGUGUCUACUUUCUCUGUUGACAGUUUGUGGUGUGCAGCUCCAAGAUAUAACCAUUAUGCGUGAUAUUCUUCCAUGUAUGCACAUGACUAUACACUGUCUGGAGAUCAGAUAUGUUGAUUAGUGGGGCCUCAUAAGGGCCCAUGUUCAUCCUUGAUGCUUUUUGAUCUUUUGCUAUUGUUUUGAAAUGCUCCUAAAUUAGGGCUCGAAAAAAAAUUCCCGUAGGAUAGUCCAGGAUAAGUAAAUUUUGUUGCUGGGCAAGUAACUUUUAAAGCUUACUUGCUCAAUGGGCUACUGUCAGUCCAGGCAAGUCAUCGUCCAAUAAAAUUAUUAACUAAGACCAGCAAGAAGUCGCCCUGAGCAAGCAAAUUGUGCGAGCUGCUUGCCCAAGGGCCAAGCUGGAAUUCAAGUUUCUUUUGAGCCCUGCCCUAAAUAGGUCAUUUCUGAGUUCCAAAUCUCUCACUUUCGAAAUGAGGCUAAGUGCAAAACCUUUGUUGUGAAAAUGAGUUUCAUUUGCAUAAGAAAAAAAAUCAUUUUCAUAUCAAUGGUUGGCACUUUGCCCGGCUUUGAAACAGUGGCAUGAGGCAACUCGGAAAUGGUCUAUUGUCCUUUCCAGCAAUCUGAUGUCUCCCAUGAAAAUGCUAUAAAAUGCUUUGCUAAUAUAUAUUUUGUCCCUUUGUUCAUUCUGUUUAGGUUAUUCAAAAAGAAGGUCCUGAAGAUCGCAUUUCAGCACAGGACGUCUGUGCCAAGCUUUUGUCUCAUGUGAUCAAGUGCACUGAAAAAAAGCGCACUUUCCUAGAGGAAGUUGAUCGUGAUGAUCACAACCUGACCAUUUCAAAUAAGGAAUUUCUGAGAACAAGGAAAAGGGAAAUUUCAAGGCACAUGCGUGAGCUUCCGGGAAAGUUAGAUCAUGCUGCUGUUGUUGCAUUUGAAGUAGGCUACUUUCCUGCGGACUUCUUCAAAACGGAAUCAGGAGGGCACGCUAACAGUACACACAGACACAGCAUUGUUAAUACUAUUUUGUCUGGAAUAAAGAACAGUAUUGACAGCGGCAGGAGAGCAUCAGUUGGUGAUGAAGAAAUGUUGGAUGAAUAUCCAUUGACAAGUGAGGACAGAAUGGGCUCUUAUACUGAGUUAUAUUCAUUGUUUGGUAAUUGAUGGCUGUUUAAUUCAUUGACUAUGACUUAUAGGUGCGGUUACACACACCACGGUAAAAGGCAUUUCCCACGUUAACGAAGCCGUCGUAAAUUUUAACGUGGGUUUAGUUUACCGUGGUAACAUGUGGUUACACAUGAAUUAAUUCCCAAGUUAAUUUAGGCGCUUUUUCGGCUUCAUUCACGCCACUGCGAUAAUAAUCGCCGUCGAUCAUGGCAGUAUUUCAUGUUAUGUUGAAAAUUUCCGGGGAGUUUAGCUGAAAUUUCAACUAGUAUGUUAGUCCUGAUAAUUUAGCUAAGGUACAUAGGAUUUUUUUAAAUCUUGACCUAAGAUUACAUUUUACAGCUAAGCUGUAUCCCAUUGAUUUAUCACAUGCCAGGAAUAGAACACAUUUUUUUGGGAAAUAUCGUUGCUAAAUCUGGCCCAACAAAGCAGUUCAAUCGAUCUUUAAUUUCUCUCAGCCGUCUAAAAAAGGAAAUUUUUUGGCGGUUUCAUGUUGUUGUCAAAUGAAGAAACCUGAUUGGCUCUCUUGCCUUGGGUAUCGAAAAACUCUAGCUAUUCACCACGUUUAAUGUCAUGGGCGGUUUCUUUCUUCUUUUUGACGUAACCAUGGAUAUUUAUGUCGGGAGAAGUCCGGAAACAAGCACCAAUUUACCGCGGUAAAAGGGUCAUUUACCACGGUUAAAGUGUCCCGUGUAACCGCACCUUAUGUCACAGACUUGAAAUUGAAACCGCGAUGAAAAUUUUGUACUGUUCGUGCAUUAAUUUUGCCAGGUAUUUUUUUUAAUUAAGUGCUAGGCCCCUAACAAAUGCCCGGUCUAAACUAGGCAGUUGAAAAUACGGAAGCUCCCUCAGGCAUCAAUUUGAUUACUAUUGACUUGAGGUCUAAAGGGAAAAUAUAUGACUACUAAGAGAAAGGGACAUACACCCUUCCUUGCCAAAAAAUAUUGAGGGCACAAAGUCUGACUCGUCCUCAGUCGUCUUUUGUCAAUCUCCUAUUAAUAUUAGGGAGCUUAAUCAACGAAGACGGCGGCGACAACCAGAACGGCAAAAAGGCAAUAGGUCUGGAUGAUCAAAACAACAACUUUCCAUCACCCUUUUUUAUACAUUUCUUUGCCGUCACUAAACGACUAAGACGUGAAAAUGCCUAGUCUCACGUUUUGAAGAGGACGUGAACAGAAGACAACUACUUCCUUUUUUCUUUUCCUGUCUUUUGACACAGUCCUUUGGAAUUCAACUCCAGUUUGAGGCAGCGUGAAUUCACUUUUUAAGUGACUUUUUCGCAGAGUUGUAGUUGUUUAAGCUCCCUGAUAACAACAGAAGCGCGGUCUGUGGGAGCGCGAGUGAUAACGCCUGUUGCAUUCGGUUCUCUGCGUGCAAUCCAAAUAGCUUAGGGCCGAGUCAGCAGUAGACUGCUGAUUCAAUCAAAUGCCGGGUGCGUAAGGCCAAGUUUACAAAUGCGGAAGGCUUUGAAUUAUGAUAAUGUAGUUAUGUUGCAGCCUUGUGUCUUAAUUUUCUAAUGCAAUUUGAGCCGAUGAUAAAGCCCAUUUUCAUUAAGCUAGUGAAAUUUGGUGGCAGCCGCUUGUUAGCUACAUCCCUGAAAUUACUGGGGUAUUGAAAGUAAUACUGCAGCAAAUCUGUAAGAGGAAAAAAAAAAAGGCAGUUUUGUCCCCAUUUUGCUGAUGUGUAGGAACAGGUUUUUGUACAUUUGAAAUGAACUUUGCCUGUAUAAUUAUUCUUUAUCUUAACCAUAAACAUGAAACUGUUAUACAGUUUGUAGAUGUGACUGUUUAAGAAUCCAAACUAAAACGUCUUGGAUAAAUAAUAAUAGUAGUUAUAAUACAAGUUGUCUCGAAGGCAAAUUUUACGAAAUAAAAGUGAAGUGAUGUUAAAAUUAAAUAUUUCAAAAAUGUAGGUGACUUGAACUGUACAUAGAGCAAAAUAACUUGAACGAUAGUGUGUAACAUUCAUGAUCAUCAUCAUUAUGGUCGUCGUCGUCGUCAUCAACGUAAUAAUGAAAAAUUCUGUUCAGAUGUAGAAUAUUGUUAGAAAUAGUAAAUCAGUCCGAAAAUGGUCAGCAUUACCGUGUAUUACCUUCCAUUUUUAGCUCAAAACUUGAAUUUUUCUUAUUCGCAGUACGGUUUCUGGGGCAUUUUUGCAGGUAUUUAGUCACAGACAAAGAUUAUUUCUGGCAUGAAAACGAUGAUUGCGAUUUUCGACAGUAUGUACUUCAUGUAAGACUUCAUUUAAUGUCCUUAGUCAUUCCUAUUAGGGGCUGGGUUAAUUUGUCGGGGUGGUGGGUGAAAUUUUUGGGGGGUAGUGAAGAAAAGAGAGUCCCUAGAUUUUAGAUCUCCAGAGAUUAGCAUCUCUGUCAGAUUAUGUCGAAGUCCCGCGGGGUACUCCCCUAUAAAAGUGACGGGGGUGCUCGUCGUACCUUUUAGGGGUUUCCAUUUGUGCAUUGGUACCGCUUAGGGUGCUAAAACCGAAAGUGAUUGCUGCCAGAGUUGUCUCGGUAAGAUUUAUGACAAUACUUUCAAAAAGUUCUUGGGAAAAAAGUGUUCAAAAGUUAUGUUUUCUACUAUAAAAUUCGCAGUGCCAGAUAAUGAAUUUGGGACACGCCCAUAAACCAAGAUUCUGGUACCUUUUAGGGGUGUUGUCGAAAUUUUCCAACGAGCACCCCCGUCCCUUUUAUAGGAGAGUACCGCUCCCCCCCGGGGGGUCGACGUCUACGUACCGUCUUAUUACAACAGCGGACGGAGUCGGACAGAUUUUAAGAUAAGCUUACAGUACUCGUCUAGGUUUCACAUUAUUUCAAAAGAAAGCAUUUGAUGUAAGAGAAUGAGAGUAUUAAAUUAUUCUUUGCAAGAAACAUUGGGGUGUUCGAACUGAUUCCGGACAGAUCGCAGAGGUCGUGGCUUCACUGAGUCUUCACUGGCAUGGCUCGUAUUAAUGCGAAAGAAAGUAAUAACACGGCUCUGCCAUGUCAGCGUGAAACCCGGCCCGGGAGAGGAACACGUACAUGUUUUGGACCUCGGAAUUAAAAAAUUGUCUAUUAAAAUUCUAGGAUGUCUACCAUCCCCACAUUCAACAUGAUAAAAGUUAAUCGAUAUGACAAUCGUGGAAAAAUAUCUAGCACUUCGUAAAAAAUCUGUGAAUCGAAAAAAUAAUAGACUUGUUCACCUACCUUGAAAACCAACCAAAAUC
Porites lobata is the source of this 9177-nucleotide messenger RNA. Lineage: Eukaryota; Metazoa; Cnidaria; Anthozoa; Scleractinia; Poritidae. The record is from the annotation of a GenBank genome assembly.